ACAGAACUGAUUGGUUAAAAGAUCAUAUCUUUAAGGACAGACACCACCACUGGCUGGCGAGCGCGUCUCGCAGUUCAGUUUGGGAUUGACUCUUCCAUUGAAUGGGACUAUGUGGCUCCGGUUUAUGGUGAUUCUGCUGCUUCUGCCGCAUCAGAGCAGAGAGCAUGAGCUGAACUUUACGCUGCCCGGGCAGCUUGCAUUGUUUUUGGACCGAAUUGGAUACGCACAUCGCCUGCAUGCCAUCAGCAUUGUCAAUAGCAGAGACUCCAUCGAUCCCGACUAUCUGGAUGACCUUCAUCGGCAGCUUAGAGCCAAUGCGAGCAUGCACUUCCAGCUGCUGCCCCAAAUGACGGCCACAGAUGUGGACGCCCAAGUGCGUUUCAGUGCCCUGCUGGAUGAGAAUAGCCUGUAUGUGGUGUUUGCCAGAAACUCGAGGGAUCCAGUUAUCCGAUUGCAGGCGCAACGAGCUCGCGGACGCCGCUACAGCAAGACGUUGUUUCUGCUGAAGCAUCACGAACCAUAUUCCGCUUUGGAGGAGUUCUUUAAGCUGCUCUGGCAGCUGCAGUUUCGCUCCGCUCUGGUGGUGGUGGCACAGCGAUGGUUCUACCAAAUGGAUCCCUAUCCCAAGAUGAUAGUGAAACGCAUGAGGGGGAUCUCCUUGUACCAUCUGCAGCAGAUAUUUCCCCAACCGACUCGCAAAAACUUCAACGGCUACGAGCUGCAUCUGCCUGUGUAGCUGGAUGUUCCAAAUACUUUCUGGUCACUGAAUCCGCACAACCAACAGUUGCUCUUGGAUGGAUCGGGUGGAAUUAUAAUUAAGGAGCUGAUGGCCAAUCUGAAUGUCGCCCUGAACGUCUAUCCCCUGAUGGUGAAUGGCUCGCAGUGGCUGAAUAUGCCUGCCAUUAUCGAUUUGAUAGCCAGUAAUCGCAUAGAGCUGAGUCCCCAAAUGCACGACACUCUGCAGGUGUCCACUCAGGUGGAUUACUCCUAUCCCGUGCGCAUGGAGCCACGCUGUUUUAUGAUACCCAUGGACAGCCAGAUCUCUCGGCACCUAUACGUCUUGCUGCCCUUCCAGUGGUCCGUGUGGCUGAGUGUUCUUUUGAUUCUGUUCGUGGUGCACUUUGUCGGCGUGCGCCGCCUUGCGCCAGACUCCCAGCUGUGGGCACUGAUGGGAGUGCCCGGCUGCCGACUGAGUGGAUCUCAUCACCAUAACAUACGCAGGACUGUGACCUUGUACCUGAUUAGCUUUGGCAUCUGCCUGAUCUUCCAGUUGUACUCCACGAAGCUGACAUCCUUCUUGACGGUGACGCUGAGCCAUAAGUUGGCCAGCAGCUUGGAGGAGGUUUUGCGGCUGCCAUUCCCCAUUCUCGCUCAACCCUUGGAUGUGCAAAUCAUUGUGGGUGCCUUUGGCCAUGCGGAGGAGUUUCGCCGCAGGUUUAGCCUCACGGAUGCCAAGACCUUUACCAGGCAUCGCAUCAACAUGGAUCCGGGUUUCAUCUAUCCGAUCAGCAGAUUUCGAUGGUGGUUCUUCAACAUGCAGCAGCGCUUGCUGAAGACGAAGCGCUUCUAUUUGUCGUCGGUGUGCCAUGGCACCUAUGCACAUCAGUUUCAGCUGCGCAUUGACUCGCAUUUCAAGGAUCCAUUGCAUCGGUUUUCGCUGUGGGUGCAGGAGGCGGGCCUGACGAAUGUGUGGCUGGAUAGGUGCUAUCAUCGCGCACACAGCUUGGGUCUCAUUCAAGAAUUCACCACCGCCGAGACGUUCCUUGAAGAUGUUCGUCCGUUGGCCCUCAAUCUGCUGGCGCCAGCCUUUAGUCUCUUUUUGUGCGGCCUUUUGGUCAGUUUCGUGGUCUUUCUGGUUGAGAUACGACGACAUUCCUGUGCUCGGAAGAGUAGUAGCAAUAGUAGCUCCCACUAACUGCACCCUACCCGUGAACCCUUGAUCCCUACUCCACAUACAUAUAUCUAUAUUUUAUUCAAAUCGGAACCGAACUAAUGCAUUUUUCGUAGCCCAUUCCUAACCGCGCGACAAACAAAAACUGAAUUUUUAAUUAACUUUAUGUAUAAUUCGUCAUAUUCCCAACGCCAUCUGCGAUCCACCAAUCAAUCAAUCAAACAACGAACUGCAAUUGGAUCUAACAAAAUGAAAAAUCAAAAUUCAAAAACUCCACCCACAUCGAUCGU
This is a messenger RNA of Drosophila obscura, 2181 nucleotides long. RefSeq lists its product as uncharacterized. NCBI's taxonomy places the organism in Eukaryota, Metazoa, Arthropoda, Insecta, Diptera, Drosophilidae. The record is from RefSeq and is a predicted model, not a curated record. The transcript has a single exon. Bases 110 to 736 code for a protein of 208 amino acids.